Dissoconium aciculare CBS 342.82 is the source of this 4486-nucleotide messenger RNA. RefSeq lists its product as uncharacterized. Gene Ontology annotation, molecular function: sterol binding; sterol transfer activity. Gene Ontology annotation, biological process: intracellular sterol transport. NCBI's taxonomy places the organism in Eukaryota, Fungi, Ascomycota, Dothideomycetes, Mycosphaerellales, Dissoconiaceae. The record is from RefSeq and is a predicted model, not a curated record. Gene Ontology annotation, cellular component: endoplasmic reticulum-plasma membrane contact site; mitochondrion; endoplasmic reticulum membrane. The coding region runs from base 310 to 4059 and encodes 1249 amino acids. The transcript has 3 exons.
CACAGCAUCCAACUUUGAUUCACGUACGCAGCGUCCCAAUCAACUCACAUGCUACGGCCAUGCGCCACUCUACUCCUCGCCACUCGUUGAGAUAAUUGCGCGCUCUCUCGACACACAUCAGGACUGCUCCCCCAGACCGAGGCCGACUCAUUCGCCAACUUCCCAAAGUCUUUGAUCAUCGGUGACCGCCUGGACCCUGCCCUGCGUUCCUGCCAACGCGAGCUCGAUACCAACAAUUGCACACUCCAGGACUGGCUUAAUUGGAUAUGAGCACAGCAUUCUAACGUCACCGCCUGCGAGAUAUCAACCAUGGCGUCGUCACAGCCCGAUGGCGUAGACACAUCUUCGCCACGUGUUGGCGUACUAGGCAGACUACGGCGCAACCGCGGUGCAGGUCAAUCAACGACCUCCUUGACAGCGAGCAUCACAGACGACACCGACACUCGACCGGACGAUAGCUCCAACAAGUCUCGGACGAAUUUGACUGUCGAGAAAGCACACAGUCAGCGUUCGCUUUCCGUCGAUGAGCGCCGCAGUAGCGUUGAUGUUCCUGGUCGGAGGCUGUCUGCAUUGCUUACCCGCAAAAAGAAGAAGCCAACAGACCAUGCCGGGAGUCCUAGUCUCAGCGGUUCUGUCAACCUUGGAUCCGAACUUGGUAGCCUUUCCUUGGGUGAUAAUCGAUCACAGUCCUCUUUACUUGAUGCGCGAGGCAGCGGAAGCAGCAGCCUAUUUACCGAUGACAAUUCCGAUCACGACAGCAAACCUCCCUUGACAUCACGACCCUCACAUGCCGGAUAUCUGACUACUUCUGCACCUGAAAUCACCUCCCAUACGCCAAACCAAAUACCAAAGCCUUCCAAAACAGCCGACUCGGCCCCGAAAGGCAACUCUACCGCGCCGCAACUUGUUGGUGCUGCAGAUGAGUUCGUAUUUCCCUCGUCAAAAGACUUGAUUCGGCCUGCUUCCAAUGCCGUCGAAAAAAAAUCUGUAAAGAGCAAGGAGACUGUCAGGAGCGAGGUUAUCAGCGAACCGGCAGAGAAUGAUACGGGAAAGCCUACAGCUCAUUCGCGUUUCAACGAUUCAACAGAGUCAACGAAGGCUCAAUCAGGAGAAGGUUCCGGCAAAACGAAAACUCCAGACAGCAGACGUGUAAAGGGAAUCCAUCCGAGCAGUGGUCAACCACUGAGGACUCUCACCCUGCCGUCUACUCCCCCGAAUCCUGAUCGUGCACCAGCCACCGUUGUCACUCCACCGACGCCUGUCCUAUUCUCCGACUCCUUUCCACGCUUGCCGGAAGUCUUGAGUGGCCAGUCUUUACGACCUCAAUCUGACGAGAAUCCACAAGGCAACGCGGGAGAUACUUUGAAGCAUCGGCGAGGGCAGUCAGCGACAUUCGCAGGGAAGAUAUCAAAUUCGCUCUUUGCCCCACUUACACCACCAAUUGAGGAAACAAAAACUCCUGGCGGAACUAUCGUUCAACCACCCUCAUCUGGUUUCUUUUCUUCUGUAUUUUCUGUAGCACAAAAGGCUGCCGACCAAUUGACGAACAGUAUCAACUUGGUUGCGGUGUCAUCGCCGAAACUUGAUAAUCCUGCAAAGCCAAGAGCUGAAGGCGACCAAGACAGUAUCCAGACUGCGAGUGUCAGGGGUCGAUCAGAGUCCAGCAAGAGUUCUGCACACCCAAUCACUGCAGCCCUUGGAAGAGGCAACCUCAGCCUGAGUAGUUUGGGCAUCGCCGACUCUCAUUCGGUCAGCCCGAUGGCCUCUACCGUCAGCCUGCUGCCUCAGGGCGACAAUGUACAGAAAGCAGAAAAUGGACGCAAAUUGGAACAAGAAGCGGCGGCGCGCGCUGUGUCAUCUGCAUACCAGAAAUCAGUAAACACGGCAUCGGGCAACAUAACAGGCGCCAAUAGCACUGGGCGACCGGCGUCGAUAAUCUCCAACGAGCAAUUCGACGUAGGUGGUGAUCAGACUCCUCCGAGGGCCGUCAAUGAUAACGACAUUAAAAGAUCCGCGAGUGUCCGCAGCACAGGAGCCGGUGGCCGCCGAAGACACCGUGCCAGCUCUGCCACGGCUGGUACCUCAAAUUCUAUUGCUGCGGCCAUCAAAGACAGCGGGAUCGGCCUUGCGAAUCCAGGACUCGCUCAUCGGCAAACAGGAUUUGCGGUCGCCAGCAGUAAACGAAAUCGAGAUUUCCAUCAACUAUUUCGAAGUGUGCCCGAGGAUGACUAUCUCAUCGAAGACUACAGCGCCGCACUGCAAAGGGACAUACUACUGCAUGGUAGACUUUAUGUUUCAGAAGGCCAUAUCUGCUUCUCUAGCAAUAUUCUUGGAUGGGUGACGAAUCUUGUUAUCAGCUUCGAUGAGCUCAUGUCUGUGGAGAAGAAGAGUACUGCGGUCAUCUUUCCCAACGCGCUUGUCAUCUCCACGCCGCAUGCGCGCAACACGUUCGCCAGUUUUGUCGCUCGUGAUUCGACUUACGAACUGUUGAUAGGGAUUUGGAAAACCAAUCACCCUAAUCUCAAGAGCUCACUCAACGGUGUCAUGUUAGACAAUGCCGGUACUGGCGACAAGACAGAACUUGCGGAUCCCGACGAUUCCGACGGCGAGAGUGAUGAAGGCUCAGAAGAUGAGAUUUACGAUGAGGACGAAGAAGAUGAGGUCGGCAGCUACACUGACGCAGGUGCUGGUAGUGCAGCAGCGAGUGAGGCCGGUGAUACACCUGUCAAUCGAAAAGUGUCCGGGAAUGCCACGCCCUUCCCACCACUUGGCAGCACGACAACGCUCAUGAAAGGGGUCGACAAUAACGAUGCAUCUGGAGCUACAGCACCCGCAGGCGGUGACUUUCCCGGUCCGGCCACACAUGCCCCAACGGAGUGUACCGAGGGCGCAGAGCAUUACGAAAGACCUUUGAUCGAUACGACCAUUCCGGCUCCACUUGGAAAAGUAUAUUCGCUUAUUUUCGGUCCCGCAUCUACUGCUCUCAUGCGAAAAUGGCUUGUGGACGAUCAGAAAUCCCGCGAGUUGAAUUAUCCCGAAGGUGGCUUGGAUAACGACCACAAGACCUUUUCUUAUAAUUACAUCAAGCCUCUCAAUGGUCCAGUGGGUCCUAAGCAAACCAAGUGCAUCACGACUUGUACCCUCACGGCCUUUGAUCUCGAUCGGUCCGUUUCUGUCGAUUGCAGUACUCAAACUCCUGAUGUCCCAAGCGGAAAUGUCUUUACCGUCCGAACACGAUAUUGUCUUAUGUGGGGACCUGGCAACUCUACCCGUAUGAUCGCCACAUGUACGAUCGAAUGGUCGGGAAAGAGUUGGCUCAAGAGUGUCAUUGAUAAAGCCUCAAACGACGGCCAAUUGGAAUACGUCAACAGUCUCAUCGCAACAGUCCGCGCUGCUGUUGCCUCGAAAGGCUCGAAAGCUGGCGCAGCCGGUCGCAAAGGUCGCCGAAAAGGCAAGAAGGACCCCUCCGAUCUCGACGAAGCUUCUGGUAUGCGCAAUGUUAUUACCACAAACGACAUCAAGGCGCCCAAUUGGGGCAUUCUGGAACCUAUCCAUCCCAUCGUCGAACCCGUCUUGGGCCUGGUCCGCCCAUUCAUCACCUCUCAAGUCAUAGUCGCGGUGCUCUUCGUCCUCCUCACCUACUCCUGGAUCUUCCCCCCUUCCCGCUCCGCUUCAUCCCUCAACUCCUCUGCGCUCUACACCUCUCGUGUCGACCGGCUCGCCGCCUACGAGGAGCUCUGGCAACGAGAAGAAAGCUCCCUAUGGGACUGGCUCGAAGACCGUGUCGGUCUCGAUGGCUUGGACGCCGUACCAUUUUCCAGCUCAUUCGACCCCAUCGGUACGGCAGCUAGCAACAAGCAGAAAGUCCAUGCGAGCUCGGCGGCGGCGGCGAGGAGUGCGCUCGGCAAGAAAUUGCAGAGCGAACGCAUGAGCGAGAGAGAGAUGGACAGCGCGAUCCGCACGACGGAGGAGAAACUUCUUGCGCUGAAAGAGGCUGUCAGAAGAAAGAGGAAAGACGGCGGUCUCGAUGAGAUCGUCUCCUCACCUGUGGCGAAGUGAACCCUCUCCCCUCUGUCUUGGAAAUUACCUGUGUAUUUCUGUUCUUCCCUUGCCUCAUACUACUACUGCCGUUUUGUAUUCUACGAUGUCCAUGACGAUCCGCAAUUGUAUUGCAGCAGCAGCAGCAUUUAUUCGUUUAGUCCUGGUGUUUCGGUGGUCAUGGGGCGUUCCGGGGGAGUGAUGCUCUUCUGUUGUCUUCAGGUUUCGACAGCCAUCAUCGGCGACGGGGCGAGAUAUGCCCGGGGUUGUUCUUUUGUGUUCCAACAUCAAUCAUUCUCGUAUCGUCGAUCGAAAAGUCUUCCUGUACACACUUCUACCUUCGAUUUGCCUGUGAACCCGUGACGUGCAGGCCACCUUUCAGUCUGCACUUUCAAAUCUUCAAAACAAUUGUGAGGGGAGACUACGCCAUUUUGGGCAAGAAUGCAAG